UUGGUGGGUUCAUUGUUCAAUUUGGUUGUUGGGUCGGGUCGGGUUACAUGAGAGAAAAGGUAAAAGAAAGAGAAAAAAAGUUACUGAAAAUAGAAGAAAGAUACAUAUUGUUUGAUUGUGGAUGCCUUUAUUACUUGAGUUGAGUCAGUUAUUACUUUACCAGCUUUAUUUAGAUAGAGAGAAUAGAAUAGAACAAUACUCACUCACAGUCACAGACACACACAAAUACAAUUUUAUUUUAUUUUUUAGUUUUAGUGAGAAAUAGAAUAUUAGAAUAUUAUUAUUAUUAUUAUUUACAAAUAAAUAAAUAAAUAAAUAUAGGAUUUUUGGGUUUAGCUGUGCGUUGUGUUGUUGUGAGGUCUCUUCUUUGCUAAACAAACUGCUUUGCCUUUCCUUGCUUACUGUUCUAUCACCAUUAUCAUAUCGUAUCCUCUCUCGAAUUGGAUUUGGAUUUGGAUUUGGAAUUGGAAUUGGAAUUCGAUUCGAUUCAAUUCAAUUCAGUUUCAAUCAAAUUUCAAUUUCGAUUUGAUAAUAAGAAUAGAAGAAGAAGAAGAAGAAAGUAAGAAAGGUGAAGCAGAGAUGGGGGAUGAGAAAUCCAUAGAAGAACAAAUAGGGAAAGCAGUGGAAGAGGCCAAGGACUUGCAUGAAGCCGCUGUCUCCUUCCUUUCCAAGACUUCCACCGACGAACAAUCCCUUCGACACCGUGCUCAGUCCCUCGAUUCUUCCCUUCGCCGCCUUCGCUCUUCCCUUCCUUCCCUCACUCUUUCCGAUCCCAAGCUCGCUGAAAAGCUCGAAGAAGAUUUGCACCGGACCAGAUGUCUCCUCGCCGAUGGAGACGCCGCUUCUUUUCUUCCUGCCAAAGCUCAUGGUCGCUUUCUGAGAAUGUUUUUGGGUCCUAUUAAUGUCCGUGCAUCUCGCAAGGACAUUCAGUUGAAGGUCAAAGAGGAGUACAACAGCUAUAGGGAUAGAACUGCCCUCCUCUUUCUUCUAUUCCCAUUUAUUCUGCUUAUUUUGAGAUCUUGGAAAUGGGAUGGAUGCUUGCCAGCAUUCCCAGUUCAGCUAUAUCAGGCUUGGCUGUUGUUCCUAUACACAGGUCUGGCAUUGCGUGAAAACAUACUUAGAGCGAAUGGAAGUGACAUUCGUCCAUGGUGGAUAUACCAUCAUUAUUGUGCUAUGCUCAUGGCUCUUGUUAGUCUCACUUGGGAGAUCAAAGGACAGCCAAAUUGUUCUCAGAAGCAGAGAGGGGUACAACUUUUCCUAAUAUGGGCUAUGAUGCAAGGAGUAGCUAUGCUUUUACAAAAUAGAUAUCAACGCCAAAGACUCUAUACUCGUAUUGCAUUGGGAAAGGCUAAAAGGAUGGAUGUAGUUUGGGGAGAAACUGCUGGUGUAGAUGGUCAGUUGUGGGUGCUCUGUCCUAUACUCUUUAUUUUGCAGGGUUUUGAAGCCUAUGUUGGACUACUAUUGCUCAGAACCGCAUUGGAUGGGGUUGUUUCUGAAUGGCAGGUGAUAUUUUGUGGGAUCCUUUUGGUGCUAAUGGCAAUUGGGAACUUUGUAAAUACAGUACAGACACUGAUGACAAAAUCAAGGUUCAAGGCAAAAAUGAAAAGAAGCAAGAGCAAGCAUGAAUUAUAGUAUUAUUAUUAUUAUUAUUAUUAUUUUUGUUAUUAUAGCAGGGCAUUCAUUCUCCAAUCUAAUCAAAUCCAAUCCAAUCAUCCAAUCAUCCAAGUUGUUAGAAUCAGUCAAACUCAGAGCUUUAUACAAUCUUCUAACUUUUGGAUGUAUGUUGAUCAAACAGACCCAUGUCAUUAAGAGCCUCCAGAGCCAGUGGAAGUGUCUUUUUUCAUAUAAAAAAGAAAAAAAAAUGUUGAUUCCGACAUUAAUACGGAUGUAUGAUCGAUGAUGAUUUGAGCCAUUUAUAUGGUGUUGCAUGAAGUAGUAGUAGUAGUGGUUUUUGUGUUA
Cannabis sativa is the source of this 1959-nucleotide messenger RNA. RefSeq lists its product as uncharacterized. The record is from RefSeq and is a predicted model, not a curated record. Lineage: Eukaryota; Viridiplantae; Streptophyta; Magnoliopsida; Rosales; Cannabaceae. The transcript has 10 exons. Gene Ontology annotation, cellular component: membrane. Bases 580 to 1632 code for a protein of 350 amino acids.